Messenger RNA from Ectocarpus sp. CCAP 1310/34, 774 nucleotides. The record is from the annotation of a GenBank genome assembly. NCBI's taxonomy places the organism in Eukaryota, Phaeophyceae, Ectocarpales, Ectocarpaceae.
UGACGAGGGAGGGUGGGGUCGGGUUUCCUAGCCUUGUGUGACUUGGGUUCCGUGGGGUGGCGGUCGGCCAUCCUAUCGCUGUUGCUGGAGCGCGCGUACGAUCUUGUUGAUACCUUGUGGGCAUCACCGAGCAAAUGGCGAUUGUAGAAGGGCGAUGACGGUAAGAUUCCCAAUUCGGUUUACUUGCUUUCCUGGUGAGAUCUGAUGUGCGUGUCUUUAAGUGUGUCGUUUGGUGUCCUUUGGUAUAUUCUCGUCCGUGUAAUAUUCUCACUCAAACGGUGUGCUCUUAGGCCCAAAUAUGGCUGGGUGGGGGGUAGCUCGGAAGCUGGGAGAUAACGGCAGGGUCUGGUAUGACUUGCUCGAGCGGAAUCUUGCGACCGUCCAGGUGGUAGCUUCGAGUCUGCUCGACGGAUACGUUUUUUUGUUCAACCACUUUUGCUGCAGGAGCACCGCUGAAGAACAGACCACGAGCAAGAUGUAGCUUUGGAUGUUUUCCCACGGGUGGAUACGGCAGAAUCAACGUCUGACAAGCUUCGAGCAGCAGAGGAAUGGAAUUAAUGAAGUCUCCGAACAGGGUUGUUGGCCGUGUCAGCCAUUGGCAUUGACACGAUUUUCUUGGAGUUGCAUCGGCACGUAAGACUUGCCCGGUGGCCCCGUCAUGCCCCACAUCUGUGUCGCACAUUUUUCCCGGUGUGCGGAGAAAAUGUUGAGCGUGUGUACGAGCAAGCAAGUACACGCGCGUCUUUCAAUGAGCAGAGUCAGAAAAUAACCCCG